AUGGAACCAGAAGAACCAGGAGAAACCCCCCUUUGGUCAUUUAAAGACAUUUUGCUACAUCCCGAGGACAAAACAGUAGCGAUUAAUGUGAUAAGCAAAGGGAAAUGCCUCUGCAUCCAGUUGUCCCCCAGAAACCUCGAAGAGACACCAGAAGUCCUUCAGGAAUACCUCGAGUUGAUGGAAGAUCAGAUGACACUCCAGGAAUAUCUAUCCCCUGAGACUUAUCGAUAUCAAGUAUAUGGCCAAGACGGUAAACUACAGCCGAAACUAUCGUCACAAUGGCUUUCGGUCCGACCAAAGGUUAUCAAAAUUGAAUGCCAAAGUAUGGUUGAAUCACUGUCUCAGUUCCCAAGAAAGGUCUCUGCUGCUGGAACUGUUUAUCAUUUCAAACCUCUACAUUCAGGAAACAAGCCUUCUGCUCUACGAGAAAUCAACAUCUAUAGGAAGCUGGACGAUAUUCUGCCCUGUGAUGGGAUCAGAGUUCCAGCUUUGCAUGGUGUUGUUCGCGAUGAAAGCGGCUCAGUACUAAUUGGGCUGCUUCUCUCGUGGAUUGAAUGCGGAACUGAGAACUUGGAAUGUAUUCUGAUGUCAGAUAUGUUUUUAUCCUCAAGCUUAAGAGAGAAGUGGCGAAUGCAAAUUACCACAACUGUGACAAAACUACACGAGGCUGGUAUCGUCUGGGGCGACGCUAAGGCCGCGAAUAUCUUAAUUGACAGCAAAGACAAUGCUUGGGUAAUCGAUUUUGGAGGCGGUUUUACAGAGGACUGGGUCGAGAAAUCUCAGAUGGACACAAUCGAGUGCGAUUUGACAGCUGUUGUCAAGAUUGAAGAACUUCUGCAGCCAGAAAAGACCCAAAAGAAGCGAGCCCUUGAAGAGAACGAUGGCACCCAGGCGACCAAGAAACCAUUCGAAGUUCGCGUGAAUGCAGUGGACUGUUGA
Messenger RNA from Aspergillus pseudonomiae, 939 nucleotides. RefSeq lists its product as uncharacterized. Gene Ontology annotation, biological process: protein phosphorylation. Gene Ontology annotation, molecular function: ATP binding; protein kinase activity. The transcript is spliced from 3 exons. NCBI's taxonomy places the organism in Eukaryota, Fungi, Ascomycota, Eurotiomycetes, Eurotiales, Aspergillaceae. The record is from RefSeq and is a predicted model, not a curated record. The coding region runs from base 1 to 939 and encodes 312 amino acids.